Molecule: messenger RNA, 2404 nt
Organism: Drosophila mauritiana
Lineage: Eukaryota; Metazoa; Arthropoda; Insecta; Diptera; Drosophilidae
Gene: Cpr67B
Exons: 2
Coding region: 1451-2239 (262 amino acids)
Cellular component (GO): chitin-based extracellular matrix
Molecular function (GO): structural constituent of chitin-based larval cuticle
Source: RefSeq, a predicted model, not a curated record
CAGAUACUUUCGAGAAUAACGAAAUUACUUUAGUUAGAACUUGGACGUCAUUGGUUAAAUUUUGCCACAUAACUAAGCCUAACCUGUUGGUGAAUCAUGAAUAACCCAGAACCUUAGUUGUUACCAAAGCUGCUUAGUAUUUGAAACCAACCAAAAUUCUUUCCACAGAUUAUUGGCUCGCCUUUGUCUGCUUUAAAAAUAGCCAGAAAGAUCCCAAAACAACAUUGAAAUAUUUAUGAGGGAUGGAUAAUAUUACCGCUGAUGAUGUGGCGUUUUGGAUACGCUUGACUUUCAAAAUAGACUGUUGCAGUUGGGACGCAAUCCGAAAAUUGAAGAUGUUUACGAACCCAGCCUGAGAAACGUGAAGCGUGUUUAUUAUUUAAAUAGUUAAGUCAUUUUGUAACCGAUCAACUGCGCAGUUGCCCUUGUAAAUGCCUAAUAAGCGGCUUUCAAGAGCUCGGCACGAUCGAUAGAUCGAUGAGCCGAAAACCCAAGAUCCCUUCCCGAAACCCAAGCUCCGUGGUCUCUAAUUACACUUGAGCCGGUCUUAUUGAACUGACACUUGAUCGCCUAUCCAAGUGCUGAUGUGAUUACCCAUCGCAUCCUCCAUUUUACUCGCAUCGCAUCUAAUUAUGCAGCAGUCAAUCGCGGACUUCAAGUGCUUGGCGCAUGUCUAAACAAAAAACUUCCGUCGAACUACAGGAAACCCGGAGUCAAAGUUAAACCUUAAGCAGUAUACUUUGCAUUAAUUGGAAGUAAAAAGUAAUUGAGGCGCUCAAAGAUGCUUAAUUGUAAAUAAAUCAUAGCCAAGUGGUUAGGUUAUAAAGUUCGAUAAAUAAGGUUUCGACUAAUGGGUACCGUGUAACUUAUACAGAACCUGUAUAAGAAAUGGUACUUUUUCAUACUAUUUCCAUAAAUUAUGCAACAAAUAAUGUGUUCUAAAAAAAAAAGAAAAAAUGGUGAUCCACAUGCUGGUUAUACCAUCCAGAUAAGAUGGUAGAAACCAGAUUUCAGACACCCUGUCGCCGAAUAUGCCUGCUGAACCAGCGAAUUUCGUUGGUAAAAAAAAAAAACAAAGUAUCUUUAAGAUACUCGAAACUGACAGCCAACGAGCGCUGAAAAUGCCACUUGAGCCGUUUCGAAAAGGGUUCUGUGGCAGGCAACAAUCGAUGGGUAGACCAGAAAGCUAUUAGAUAACUAAUUGACCAAGCGGCAUACAUACAAUUAAUGAUGUUUCCAUAGUUGUCUCCGCAUCACUCCGAAUAUGCAUAUAUCCGUAGUCGAGUGUGAGAAGUGCGAAUUUGAGCGACGCCGAUAAUGAACUUCAAAUUGCCGCCACUGGCUUUGCGAUUCGAGAUUCUAAAGCUGAGUAAGAAACCGGACAGGUGAAGCUCAGGCUGCUGCUGGUCAGUGAAACAGUCGGCCAGCCAGCACAUCUUCAUUCAGAUUUAUGCAAAACGCAAAAAAACAACAAUACCUCGAUCUAAAAGCCACCUUAGCCAGCGGCGAGAACAUCUUCAAGAUCAACAUAACUCCCGAGGAGGCGCAGCAGUUCCUGAACAGCGCCCAACUGCGUGGCAUCGGCGACAUCGAGUAUGCCCCGAAAACCGGUGAGAAUCCCCUGCCCGAGGCGCGCAACGAGAAGGGAGAGUUCGUCUACAUGGGCCGCGUGAUCGAGCAUCCCGAGGAGUAUGUGGAGGAGCACUACGAUGCCCAUCAGUACCAUGGUCAGGAUGGUUUGGGUCAGUUUGCCUAUGGCUACAGGGACUGGAACCAGGGCAAGAACGAGAAGCGCGAUGAGACGGGCAAGGUGACCGGAUCGUACAAGUAUGUCCAACCACAUGGCCGUGACUUUGUGGCCAACUACUAUGCGGAUAAGACCGGUUUCCAUGUGGAGGACAAUCGUCCGGCACACCUUAAACUGCCGGCCACUAAGACUCCCGCUGUCCUCAAGGCCGAGGAGGAGCACUUCAAGCUGUGGGGUGAGCUGGCCGCCGCCGCUGGCCACAACCCCGAUCCCUAUGCCGCCGAGUACCAGCAGGAGGGUCGCUACCAGCCCACUGAGCCCGAGUACCAGCCCUACGUGCACGAGGAGCCGCCAUAUGUGCCCGGACCCGAGGAGACCGGCGAGCCCAAGGGCUUCUUCUAUGCCUUCGACUACAAUGUCCCCUUGUUGCGCAACAAGGAGGAGCGUGCCGAGCUGGAACGCCUGCGCGCCAUCAACAACAAGGAUGAGUAAGAUUCAGAUCCUGAUCUAGAUCCUUGUGCAUUUGGUGGCUCCAUCGCAUCGCAUCCAUGGAUCGCCUUGUAUAGGUCGUUCUGUAGAAAGUAGCUAAGACAUUUUCACAUAUUUAUUGAAAUCCUUCGCAAAAUAAAUCGCAACUUCAAAUACACUUUUGUCAAA